ACACGAACAUUUAAUCAUUUAAGUCAUUGACAAUAUUCCUGCUUUUAUCGCCGUCUUAUGAUAAUCUGCGAAAAUUGUUAUGUGCUUAAGUUGUUCCGGUUUAAAUGUCCUACAAUGACGUUGUUUGCAACAUUGGGUUCAAUUUGAAUCGCUUGCAUUACAAUCGGAGUGCUUUGUUAAAAUAUGAUACGGUUUGAACUAUUUUGGUUGGAAAAUAGUACGUGUGGAGGUUUUGGAAUUUAACAGACAUUUAGAAGUUAAAGUAUUGAAGAUAAAAUAUUGCAAAUAUCGGGCGUAUUACAAAAAUGAAAGAAAUUAUGGAGCUCUUGUGAUAUCUUGAAGGAGAAUAUUCCACUGCCACCUGUGUCUGACUCUAUAUGUUAUUGACCGCAAAUGAAUUGAUCCUUGUGUCGCGAUGACAUUAAGAAGUGAAUCCAUUCCUGAAAAACACCGUUUUUGACCUAAACCACAUAAAUAAUGAACGGGAAACGAGGCCGGAGCAAGGAAGCCACGGUUCAAAGGUCGGAGUACAGCGAUGAUAUCCUGCGUAAUAAUCAGCGAUCCGGAAACAGGCUUAAAAUAGACAUGACGUAUUACGACCGCGCGCAGAAAGUGAUAAUGAAGGAUUUAGGCAAAGAGAGUCUAUUAUUGCAGUCAAAACUUGAAAACGACCGCAAAACUCUGUCGUUGGGUCUCUAUGGAUCGCAAUAUGUGACUUCCGGUCCCAAAUCGAGCCGACAACUGACACAGUCUAGGUCAUCAUCUUUGAUAACGUCAUCAAGUCCCUUGCGACAGACGCAGCAUUCAAUUUCUAGGACGGAAACGAAAUUUCCAUGGGAUAAAGAGAAAAACAAAGGUAGUUCUGUCGGGACUGAUGUUGCGGUUUCUGGGAUGAGUUCUUCCACCACCAAAAGUAGUGCACUUAAGCACAGCGCGUCUGCGCCGUAUGGCCUUAAUCGUCCGCCUGCAGAUGAUUUUUUAGCCAGUAUCCUGAACGAGGCUUUGAAUGACGAACUUUUGUACACUCAAAGAGUCACCGCUAGCUCGCCUAACAAGGUUGAAUCACUACCAAGCAAAAGCAGGACGUCCGCGACGUCGCAUAGGAAAACGAAGACGCCACGUCAUCGAUCCACUCCUAGCGACUCAAUAGUGAACGCUCUGGCUAACGCUGCUCUUGAGUCAGACGAAGUAAUAUACUGACCCACUGACUAAAAUUGGACAAUUUAUUUGAACCCGGUUUCAUUAUUAUCAAAACCUGAAUUGGAAGACUCUUUUAUCAUAUUAACAUAGUCAUGUAUCAGCGGAUCACUCGGAAAGGUUGUAAGUUCGAGUAUAAAUGUUACCACGCAAUAGGUGAGCGAUAGGAGAAGUAUUGUUUUCGGUGAACAAUUGUAACACGUUGUAGGGAAAAUAAAUUGGAGAAUUCAUGCGUUGGAUGACCGAACAUUACCUCGUUACAGAGGCAAUCACUCGAAGACGUGUUUCGAUCAAGAAGAAUAGUGUCAAUCAUAAAGGUAAUAAUCCUAGUGCAAUGAACAGACCGAUAAACUAGUGCGUGACAUGAGUGAACUGUUUUAGCCUUUACACGAUAUCACUACUAUUCGGAAAAGUCAAGAGCGUCUACACGAAUUGUAUGAGACAACUCUCUUAAUGUGUUCGCGAUAUCAAACCCAUCCGUGCAGCCCUCUAAAGUUAGUUAGGGCAACACGAUCAUGACAGGAAUAGUCAAUAAAUAUGUAUGAAUUAACUUUGGAACCUUCAAUGUUUAUUUGAAAUAAAUAAAAUUUACAGCAAUAGUCAAUAAAUAUGUAUGGAAGAAAUUUUUGAACUUCCAAUGUGUAUUCGAUUAAAAAGAUACAGAUAAUUAAAAAAUAUUAAAAUGAUUCAAUGAGCAAUAAUUAUCGCCACGAAGCACUCUGGGAUGCCUUAGAAACUUCAAAUGCAUUAUCGGCAUGUCUAGAAGGCAAUUUGUUUAAUUACAAGGAUCGAACGAUUUCUCAGCAAUUCAUGCUCAUGCGAAUUAGAAUAAAUCAUUGGUACGUUUUAAACGACAGCAACGAUUUUCUCUCGGAUGUCUUGACAUUAGUUGCAUUUAAUAUGAUUUUAUGGUUUGUAUUUUAUAUAUCUGAUAAUAUUUCGUGUUAACCUGUAAUAAACCUGUCCUGUUUGUAUAACUUGAAAAUGGA
Messenger RNA from Dreissena polymorpha, 2186 nucleotides. RefSeq lists its product as uncharacterized. Bases 478 to 1200 code for a protein of 240 amino acids. The record is from RefSeq and is a predicted model, not a curated record. NCBI's taxonomy places the organism in Eukaryota, Metazoa, Mollusca, Bivalvia, Myida, Dreissenidae. The transcript has 2 exons.